CUCUAAAACUGGCCUUGCAUCUUCAGUCCAUGUUCAAAGACAUCAGGAGCAGCCAUAGAGAAGAAGACGAGGUCUUGGAGUGAGGAGUCAACAUGAGGUGCAUCAGGGUUACAUGUUUGGUCCUCUGGGCUUUCAUUUUCACCUCCAACGCGAAUGAGUACAAGGAACGAGCAUUUAGACUGAUGGCUGAGACCCCACUAGUAGAUGGACACAAUGACUUGCCGUGGCAGCUGAGAUCAAUAUUCAACAACAAGCUCAGCUCCGUGGAUCUGUACACACUCAAUUCCACACACACCAAUAUCCCCAAAAUCAAAGACGGUCGUCUUGCAGCACAGUUUUGGGCUGCAUAUGUUGCAUGCGACACACAGUAUAAAGAUGCAGUAAGACAGACCCUGGAACAGAUCGACAUCAUUCACAGAAUGUGUCAAAAAUACCCAGACGACUUCAUGUUUGCUGCCAGUAGCCAAGAUAUAAUGGAUGCCUUUGCCAAGAAUAAGACAGCUAGCCUGAUCGGGGUAGAAGGAGGUCACUCCAUAGACAGCAGCAUGGCCACAUUGCGUACCAUGUACCAGCUGGGGGUUCGUUAUCUUACCCUCACGCACAGCUGCAACACGCCCUGGGCAGAUAACUGGCUCGUGGAUACGGAGUCAGAUCUUGUGGAGCACAAUGGCCUGAGUGACUUUGGCAAGCGGCUGGUCUUGGAGAUGAACCGCAUGGGUAUGUUGGUGGACCUGGCUCACGUGCCAGAACAGGUGAUGAACCAGGUGCUGGACAUCUCCAAAGCCCCGGUCAUCUUCAGCCAUUCCUCUGCCUUCAGCAUCUGCAAACACAAGAGAAACGUCCCUGACAACAUCCUACUAAAAGUGAAAGAAAAGAAAGGGAUCGUUAUGGUGAAUUUCUACAAUGACUAUGUCACCUGUAGCACAGAGGCAACCCUCUCAGACGUGGCUGAUCACUUCGACCACAUCAAGAAUGUAGGUGGCGCCAGCAUAGUGGGAUUCGGUGGUGAUUAUGAUGGUGUGCCCAGGGUCCCAACUGGUCUGGAGGACGUCUCCAAGUAUCCUGACUUGGUGGCUGAACUGCUGAGACGUGGCUGGACAGACGAUGAGAUCAAAGAUGCUCUGGGGAGGAAUCUGAUCCGAGUCUUUCAAGAUGUGGAGACGGUGAGAGACACACUAAGCGACACAGCUCCAGAUGAUGUGCCCAUUCCUCUGGAGCAAGUCCAAAACCCCUGCAGAACAGAUUAUGGUUACCCAACCCCGACCAGAGCUGCGGGCAUAACGUCUCACAGCGUUCCACUUUUAGCCCUCACUCUGACCUUGACCUCAGUGUUUGUCAAGUUUGUGUAAUUAGCCUCCAGGUUGAUUGUGCUGCAGUAAUAAGAUGUUGCAGCUCCCUUGUGUCAGUUAAACCUACUCAGUUCUCUCCAAGUGUCUUCCAUAUUGCUGAAAAAACCUCCAGAAUGGAGAAAAACAUUCUUAACUUUAAUGUACAUUAACGUAACAAUGUAAUUUUGAACCAUUUGUAUUGGUCCACUUGUCAUGAAAUGUUGAAGCUGGUGUUUUCAAUUAAAAAAAGCACAAUAGUGUCCCACUUCCAACCGCUGUGUGUAAAUAAGUAGCCUUCUUACUCCCCAUUUUCCAUUAUGUACAGUACUGAGCAGCAGGUCAGAGACGACCCUCCAUUUAUUUCCAGUCAAAAUGGCCAUUAAGUACAGUUUGUCAUUUUUCAGCAUCAGGAAAAAAAUAGAAAACAUAUUUUGAUCAGAAAAUUACACGGAAUUAGUCUUUACUACAGCUUCCUUUCUUUUCAAGAAACUUGCUUUCACUGCUCCAAAGAAAGGCUGGGAAAUUUUUCCACUCCUCCAAAGUUCAGUCUUAGAAGUUGGUAGCAUUUUCUGCUUCUUACGUGUAAUCGCAAACGCAUUCAGUUAUGCUGUGGUCAACCCACUGUGCUGAGAACUUUGAUUUUUUUAAUUUAUUUUCUAUUUCCUUUUCUCACUAACAGCUUCUAGACAACUACAAAUGCUUUCAGAGCCAUUAUGUUAAAAUGGCUUCUCACAGUGCAAGGAUGGACUGUUUCGGUGGUCUUGUGUGUUUGUUAAACGUGGUUUAUUUUAUUUCUAACCUCCUCAGAAAUAUCAUCUGAGAAUGAGAAAUGAACUACUUAACAGACGUUUUUGACUGCAAAUGAAGUAAAUGAAAGGUGGACUCUCAUUUCUGCACUUUACCGUACAUUAACUACUUAAGAUGAAGGCUGAUUGUGAUAGCUGAGACUGUCUGUUCUACCAUAUUUGGAGCUUAGUUGUCAUCUAUGACUGUGCCCCGGAUGUUAUCCCCUUUUACAACUGUGUGCUUUCUCUUCCUUACCACAUCCUUUUUCUUUACUCACGCGUUCGGAUAGCUGUGCCUCUUGAGAGACCAGGUAUUUGCCCUUUUACACAAACACAAUGCUUGUUUUACAUUGUUUUUUGAAGUGUUGUUUGAGUCAAUGCAGGAAAUGGAAUAAAUGAAGCUGAGCGACAAA
Messenger RNA from Colossoma macropomum (tambaqui), 2526 nucleotides. It is a transcript of the gene dpep1, whose product is annotated as dipeptidase 1. Gene Ontology annotation, biological process: proteolysis. NCBI's taxonomy places the organism in Eukaryota, Metazoa, Chordata, Actinopteri, Characiformes, Serrasalmidae. The coding region runs from base 93 to 1349 and encodes 418 amino acids. The record is from RefSeq and is a predicted model, not a curated record. The transcript is spliced from 10 exons. Gene Ontology annotation, molecular function: metallodipeptidase activity.